Messenger RNA from Erinaceus europaeus (western European hedgehog), 6942 nucleotides. RefSeq names its product polycystin family receptor for egg jelly-like. The transcript has a single exon. The record is from RefSeq and is a predicted model, not a curated record. The coding region runs from base 182 to 6535 and encodes 2117 amino acids. Gene Ontology annotation, biological process: detection of mechanical stimulus. Gene Ontology annotation, cellular component: membrane. Lineage: Eukaryota; Metazoa; Chordata; Mammalia; Eulipotyphla; Erinaceidae. Gene Ontology annotation, molecular function: protein binding; calcium channel activity.
CCGCCCACAGGAGCCCUGCACAUCCCAGCAGACCCCGUGACCACUGAGCUACCAGGACCCAGGGCACAGAGCAGGCGCAGGAGAGGGCGCCAGAGUCAGAGCAGGAGCUCCCUGCUCUCGAGGCCCUGUUGCCCGUUGGUCCCUGAGCGCCUCCUCCUGGCUUCCUGGUGGCGACGGCGCCAUGCUAUGGGUGCUUGUGCUGCCCCUGCUGGGCCUGGGCCUGGCCUUGGACCAUCUCUCUCUGAUUUUGGCUCUCAGCCUGGCGCCCCGGGCCCUGGGGCACCGCCAGUCUCAGUACAGGAAGGUCAAGUUGAAGUCUGUCUGUGCUUCCAGCCUUUCCUGUCCCGUAUUACCAGAGCCAUCCUUCCUCCACGCACACCUGCUGGCUCAGGUCCCUGCCAAACAACGCACCCAGCCCAUGGCAGGCCACCUACGGCUCUCUCACUCGCUGAGCCGCCUGCCUCAGACCUCCGGCAGCCGGAUGCGCAGGCCAGGCAGGAUCCAAACAGCCAGCAUCAAGGGGACCCCCGUGGUCCAAAGCACCUGUCAUCCAGGGCUUGUACUCUUCUAUCCUGUGGACUCAGAUCAUGACCACUCCAAGAAGCCUAGUGUGUCCGAUCAGAGGAAGCCCCCUUGUGCCAUCAAGCAGGUGAAAAUACACGGGAGCACAAACCUGACUCCCUUGAAGUUGACAAAGGAAACAGAACCUACAAUCUAUGGUAAAAUUCACUCAGACUGCCCUAAUAUAACCAAGAGAGAGUACAAAGGAUGGUAUAUCUAUUAUUUGCCAUAUGUACGGUUUGUAAUUGGCUGGAAAAAAUAUUUUAGACACUCAAUAUUCAAAAAUAGGUACAACACAUCUAACAUUUACAUUCUCAAGAAUUUUUUACCUGUGAUUUUGGAUGAAAGCACAUCAAAAGAUCCAGAAGUGGAUGAUCCCUUAGAGGGACUCCUCUUUCUUUGGUACUGCAUCACAAAUACAAAUAACUACCAGGGAGACAAAGGGAUGAGGAAAGGCCUUUGUUGCCUACAGCAGAUGGCUCUGCGGUGGAUAAGUGGCACUUGUUCUGUGCUGAAAGUUUUGUCAGGAACACUGGAAGGUGGUCGAGUUUACAUUUUCAGAAUGGAGGGAGAGAAAAGUGGCAGAUCAACAUUUAAUGAUAAAGGUAUACAUGUGCUCCGAGGAUCAAUAUCAAUCAUAUACAUGUCAUGUAUUGAAAAUUGUGAUAAUAUCUUGAUUAUAUCAGAGAGAUUUUCAUUGUUUAUGAAUUGCUCAAAUUGCCCAGAGAGCCCUCAUGUGUAUGAAUGGACCAUUCUGACUCAGAAUGGUAAUGAGAUACCAUUUGACUGGAAAGGGCUGACCACAACAGGAAGAAAUGGGGACUGUUUGACUAUAAAAGCCUUUGCCUUAUCAAAUUUUCUAGAAAAUCAGUAUUACAUUUCUGUACGACUAGUAACUUGCACUGGAACAGUUGAUACGUUGAAAUACUUGUUUAUUAUCAACCAUGCACCUAGAUGUGGAGAAUGCAAAAUUUAUCCAACUAAAGGCCUGGCACUUGAUACUAAAUUUGUUGUUCAGUGUAGUGAUUUUCAGGAUAAGAACAGACCUCUUAAAUACAAAGUAAUACUGCUGAACUCAUAUGACUCAGGUCACAGACAUACUUUAAGGGAAAACACCAUGGGUGUGAGUCCAUACUUUGGGACUCAGUCCACUACCUCUUUCUUUCUCCCUGUUGGCUUACUGGCAAAUCAUUACUCCUUGAAGAUCUAUGUUCAGGUAUAUGACUCUCUAGGAACCUUUACUCAGGUGACUUUGGCCAGCACUGUGUUGCCUCCCACUGACCAUCUCUCCCCAGAGACUGUGCUGCAGAAGUUACACAAUCUCACCAUGGGACCAGAUUCCACACUCUCUGAUUUGCUUAAAAAGAAGGAUUUCUUGGGUGCAGGCUACUUAAUUUAUAUUGGGGCUUCUGUCUUGAAUAGCAUGAGAUAUAACUCAAGUAUGCAAGAGGACAUGGCCCAACUUCGAGAACACCUGGUCAAUCAGACUUUCCAGCUUCCCUUAAACACUUUGGAGGAGAUCACCCAAGUAGUUGCAGCUCUUGCUAAGUUAACACAGAGGGUGUCUGCUAUCACAGAAAUGUCCCAGGGGCGGUCCACAGAGAGGCUCUCCCAAGCAAAUCAAGCCCUGCAAGAGUACCGGAAGAGAAACAAGCAGUUUCACUCUGAGCAGAUAGACACUGUGUGCACUGGCAUAUUCAGAAGUUUGUCCAAUCUCCUUAAGCUCUCUGCUCAUCAUAAAGCUUUUGAGGAACCUAUCUAUGUAUUAGACUCUCUAGCAGACACAGUCCUGGCUAGUGUCAUGCCAGAGAAUGAAACCAAGGUGCUGCAGAGCCCAGGUAUCACCAUGAAUGUCAGGAAGACUGGAGAGUGGAAUGCUGCCAACGUGAGUGUGCAGGGGGAGCACAGCCACAAUGAUCUCUAUGCUAAGGUGAAUAUCAGCAGUGUUCCUGGUCUGGCUGAGAAUGCUCCCAUGUCUACAACAUUCAUUGAGUUUACAGAAGACCCUUUUUCUUGGAUAGGUAAUCCAGAAAACAUUUCAACUGAUGUUGUGGGAUUCAGAAUGUCAGCAACUACAGCUAAGGGUGAAGAAUUGGAGAUCACACAGGAAAUAGCAGAAGUCUACCUGACCAGAAAAACAGUGAACUCUAAAGUGUUUAAUAUCACCAUGAGGCCAAGCACAGAGUACGACGUGGCUGGUGAGUCCUCCAAGACAGCCACAGGGGCCUUUAGGUUUGAAGUGGACUGCAGUGAGCAGAAGGAGGUGCUGCUGCAUAUCAUCACAGAAGUGACACUGCUGUUCAGGGUCUCUGUGUAUGCUGGUGACAAGGUCUCAGCAACUAAUCUUGUUGCCACCUAUUUGGUGCCCCGCGACAUCCCUCCCAUGGCCAACCACAGUGACUCGUUUGACCCAAACUGUACCAUGAAGGCAGCCCAAGUGGUUUGCCUGUCACCAUCCCUGCUACAGGUCAUAGCAGAGAGGCUGCAGUCAACAGACUGUGUGAUAGCUGUGGUUCUGCAGGCACCCCAGUUUGUUCAGAGCCCUAAUGACAAGCUGGUGAGGAUUUCUGUGUUCAGAGUUCAGUGCUUGGACAUGUAUGGGAUGCAGAGUGAGUGGAAUGAGCACAGCUGCACCGUUGGGGAGAAGACCAGUUGGCAGAGAGUGCACUGCGUCUGCAAAACCAAAGACACUGAGCAGCCAAAACGACCCCCUAUGUUGUCUAACCUCAGGCGGCACUCACACUACUUGGCAGCUAGGGACACUAGUGCCUUGAACCCUAUAGAACUCAACUUAGAGGUCAAGAACAUAGCAGGAAACCCUGUGACUCUGUAUGCCAUACUCUUUAUUAUGAUCACAUACAUAGGACUAGCUUUCUGGGCUCUGCACCGAGAUAAAACUGACCAGUUUCUUCGGCAACACGUGAUAAUCCUCCCUGAUAAUGACCCCUAUGACAAGACAUGCUACCUGCUUACUGUUUUCACAGGAAGCCGCUGUGACUCUGGGACCAGAGCCAAUGUCUUUGUCCAACUUCUGGGGACAGAAAGUACCAGCGAUGUGCAUUGCUUGAGCCACACCCAUUUUCCAAGUCUCUACCGAGGAAGCAUCAACACCUUCCUCAUAACAACCAAAAACGACUUGGGGGACAUCCACUCCAUUCGUGUGUGGCACAACAAUGAGGGCAACUCACCCAGUUGGUACUUGAGUAGAAUCAAAGUGGAAAAUCUCUUCAGCAGGAAAAUCUGGCUGUUCAUGUGCCGGCAGUGGCUUUCCAUUGACACCUCUUUGUACAGGACGUUUUAUGCUUCUCAGCCAGACCAGCCUGUGAGCAGACUUGACUUUUUUCUCAUAGACGUGACUUAUAAGAUGUGCAAAAGUCACAUGUGGUUCUCAGUUUUUGCUGCUGUCAUUGAGAAGCCAUUCAAUCGGCUGCAAAGACUGUCCUGUUGCUUGGCAGUGCUGCUCUCCUCUCUUCUGUGUAAUAUCAUGCUCUUAAAUUUCUAUCCCAGUGAGGAAAAGGAGCCACCACAGGAGGAAUACAUCAGGCCAAUGAUGCUAGGAAUGGGAAGUGUCUUAAUUACUCUGCCUGUACAGCUGAUCAUCACUGCUCUGUUCAUCUACUCCCAGAGGAGACCCCUAGUAUUGCUAGAAGAUGUAGCUCCUCAGAAGCAUCCUAGCACAACAGAGAGUAGUGACAACUGGGCAUUACUUUUGGUAAAGUGGCAUUACCAGGAAACAUGUAAGACUGAGAAGUUUCCAAUUAAGAGAACUCUUACAUAUCCCAACAGCUAUGACAUGGAUACUAAUCCACCAAGCACCGUCAAAGAAGUCAUCAACACUAACACUAAUGCCAACCCCGAUGCUCGUGCUGAGAAGCCCACCUCGCAGGCUACGUCUGGACAUGUUCAAACAAAGACCCGGUUUGUUCUUCCUCACUCUUUUGUUUACCUUGCCUGGUUCUUGGUUUUUGCCACUUGCAGCAUCUCCUCAUUCUUCAUUGUGUUGUAUGGGCUAACGUAUGACUACAAAAGGUCACUCAAAUGGCUCUUUGCAUCCUUUUCUUCAUUCAUUCAGUCAAUUUUCUUAGUGCAGCCAGCAAAAAUUAUCCUCUUAACAGGCUUGCAUACGGUAUGCAGAAAGUAUUGUGAAAGUCUCUCCUGGGUCAGUAGCUACCAGUACACAGAGAUCUUACUGGAAAACUUGAAUAUGGAACCAUGGGAAAAGUACAAGCUCCACCAACAUGUUGUCCAGCUAUAUGAAACUAAGAUGUAUAAGCGACCCACAGAAGAUGAAAUUAAAAUAUUUCAAAGGAAGAGGAGGGUCAAGAAAAGAGCAUUCCUGUUUCUCUGUUACAUCCUCACUCAUUUCAUCUUUCUUGCCCUUCUGCUCACCCUUGUCGCUAUCCUGCGUCACAAGGACACCUUUCACUAUAAUCAAUUUAUCUCAGACCAGUUCUCUGUGGACCUUGUAACAGUGACCAAGCUGGACGACAUCUACAGCUGGCUGGAUAAGGUGCCUCUGCCUUUGUUCCACAAUGAUGUGAAGCCAACAUUCCUCCCUGACAGCUCCUCCAAAAUCCUCGGGCUCCCACGGAUGAGGCAGGUCAGGGCGAAACCUGGUGGGAAAACAUGUCUGCCUGCAAAACACUUUGGCAAAAGCAGAAUAGCUGGGGAAAUCCACUGUCACCCUCAAUAUGGCAGUGACCCAGAAGACACAAGAAACUACUCUGCUUCUUGGGAUACAGUUGCUAGUCAAGCCCCCGAGGAGACUGACAGUGGCUUUACCUACAAGCCUACACAAAGGAGCUGGGCAUACAGGUCCUAUGGACUCUCACAUACCUAUGGAUCAGGAGGGUACACAUUCCAGUUUUUCCCAGAAGAGCAGCAGUUUAAUUCAACUUUGAGGAUCAAGGACCUCCAGAGCAGCCACUGGCUUGAUGAGAAGACAUGGGCUGUGAUCUUGGAACUAACAACCUUUAAUGCAGACAGCAGUCUCUUCUGUAGUCUCUCAGUCAUUUUUGAGGUUUCCCAGGUGGGAGUGGUAAACACGAGCCUGUCUGUACACUCCUUCUCACUUGCUGAUUUCAACAGGGACACUUCCUCAGAAAUCUACUUGUAUGUGGCCAUUCUCCUCUUUCUCCUAGCCUACAUUAUUGAUGAGGUCUAUGUCAUUUCUCAGGAAAGGGCCCUGUAUGUGAGGAGUGUGUACAAUCUUGUCAACUUUGUUUUCAAAAGUCUAUUUCUGGUGCUGGCUGUGCUCUUUAUCAGGAAGCAUGCCUUGGCCAUGGGGGUGAUCCAGUUUUACUUGUCCAGUCCUGUAGCCUUUCUCCCCUUCCAUGCAGUUUCUCAGGUAGAUCAUGUCUUGAGGAUAAUUCUGGGAUUCUUGCUAUUUUUGACAAUUUUAAAGACCCUCAGGUACUCUAGAAUCUUCUAUGAUGUUCGGCUUGCUCAGAGGUCUAUCCAGACAGCCCUCCCUGGCAUCUGUCACAUGGCAUUUGUGGUGUCUGUGUAUUUCUUUGUAUACAUGGCCUUUGGUUACCUGGUAUUUGGCCAGCAUGAAUGGAACUAUAGUCACUUGAUCUAUUCCACUCAGACAAUAUUCUCCUAUUGUGUCUCAGCUUUUCAGAACACUGAAUUUUCCAAUAAUAAGGUUCUGGGGGUCCUGUUUCUCUCAUCAUUUAUGCUGGUUAUGAUCUGCAUCUUGAUCAACUUGUUCCAGGCAGUGAUUUUGUCUUCCUAUGAGGAAAUGAAGCAGCCUGUGUAUGAGGAGCCAUCUGAGGAAGCAGAAGCCAUGGCCUAUCUGUAUCACAAGCUAAGAACCGUGCUUUCCUCUGUGUGUUUCCAUUCAGAGACCAGAGAAGAACCCGAGUUCUUUGUGGACAUGGUGUAUGGGCAGCCAGAAAAGAAUAAUCACCGGUUUCUUGGUCUGAAGACAAGAAACAUCAAUGGGAAAAAAAGGGUUUAUCUUGUGAUUUGAUCAGUGUCAGCUGUGUGUGUAGUAAAGAGGAGUUUUCCUUGAUUGUACAGUGGAUUAAGUCAUGUUUCGUGGUUCAGUGCUGCUUUUUCCUCAUGCCCUUCAUAAAGCACAGUCCGUUCAAUUAUCUUCUCCUAAUUUCAAGCCUCCUCACCUUAAAUGUUGAGGGAUGGUUUUAGAUGGUAUGUAGUAUAUGUCAUUAAAAGGUGAAACACUGCCAGUGCUGGAUAAAACAGUUCUUGGCUAUUAUUAGCAGGAGGUCUUAGUUAGGUAUCCUAAUGACAACAUGGUUUAUGUUGGGGAGAAACAUGGAUUAGCAGCUGUGAACUUUUCAUCCAAAAGAAGCAGGUUCAUGUAUAUAGAUGUCAUGUUCAGCUUUGUCUUAAUAAAAUGUGAGUUCUUUGCAUAGA